AUGGCAGACAUCUUAUCUCGCGGUCAAUCGCCUAUCGAAUUUAUGCAAAAUAGGACGUGGUUCGAAGGGCAUCCAUGGAUACGGCAAUCGAGUGAUACGUGGCAAAAGUCUAGGUUAAAUAUGAGAAUAGAGUUGCCGGGAAUUCGUAAGAGUGCUUGCUUGCUUGCUGCAUUAGAUCCGGAACCGUUUUACAAAAAGCUUUCGUCUUUUUCAGUAGUAAUUACUACAGGAGCUUAUUGCAUGCGCUUAUUUAAACGCUUUAGGGUAGCUGAAAGGCCGAAAACUUCAACUGUUACUUCUGAGGAACGUCUCGAGGUUGAGCGGCGGUUACUACGAGCAAUACAGCUCGAGCGGUUUUCUGUAGAGAUUAAGCUAUUAAGAAACGAAAGAAAUUUAAGUUAUACUAAGAUUGCUGCUCUUUCUCCUUUUCUUGACGAGCACGGGCUCCUUAGAGUAGGAGGUCGAUUGGGUAAUUCGCAGAUUCCUUACACACAAAAACAUCCGAUUUUAUUGCCAUCGCGACAUUACGUUACCGAUCUCAUAAUACGUGAAACGCACGGUAAAUUACUGCACGCCGGUAUUCAAAAUACGCUGUAUCAACUUAGGCUUAAGUAUUGGAUCCUAGACGGCAAAAAUCAAGUCAGGAAAAUCAUAAGAAGUUGCGUUACAUGCAUUCGCCAUCGACCAAUACCAGUUCAAUGCAAAAUGGGAGAUUUGCCUAAAGCACGCGUGACGCAGGCAGAAAUUUUUGACCGUGUUGGCGUAGAUUUUUUGGGGCCAAUUUCAAUAAAAGAAAAGAAGGAAAGAAAUCGAGUCGUGCUUAAAGCUUACGGUUGCAUUUUUGUUUGUAUGGUGACAAAAGCCGUGCAUAUCGAGAUAGCUACUGAUCUCUCUACCGAUACUUUCUUAGCUUCCUUUCGAAGAUUUAUUAGUCGCAGAGGUCGACCUUCGCAUGUUUACUCCGAUAACGGUACAAAUUUCGUAGGCGCGAAUAACAAGCUAUGCGAGUUAUACGAAUCAUACAGGACGGAGCAGCAUCAGAAGCAAGUUUCUGGCUACGCGUUAUCUGAGGGCAUUAAGUGGCAUUUUAAUCCACCCCUGGCUCCUCAUUUUGGCGGAUUAUGGGAAGCGUCUGUAAAAUCUUUUAAACAUCAUUUUGAACGUGUAGCGGGAGGAAAGCUCCUUACUUUCGAACAAUUAGAUAAAUUGGCAAAAGAAAUAAAGGCUAUUUUAAAUUCUCGACCAAUUUGCACGAUUUCUAACGAUCCAAACGAUUCUAUUUCUUUGACACUGGCCCAUUUUAUAAUAGGACGACCGAUUACGAUGGCUCCUGAGCACGAUUACACUUCUGUUUCAGAGAACCGGUUAUCAGUAUGGAAUUUAGUCACAAAAGCUCGGCAAGAUUUCUGGAAAAGAUGGCAUAUCGAAUGCCUCGAUGAGCUUCAGAAACGACAAAAAUGGUUGAGGAGUGAAGGUUCGAUAAAAAUCGGUUCCAUCGUCAUAAUUAUUGACAAGAAACAGCCCUGUUGCGAGUGGCUGCUUGGGAGAGUCAUAGAGAUCAGUCCCGGAAGCGAUGGUGUCGUAGGUGUGGCAAAGGUCAAAACUUCUCAAGGAGUGUAUAUCCGGAGCGUUACCAAGUUGUGUCCUUUGCCCAAUCGAAGAGCCCGAUAA
Molecule: messenger RNA, 1671 nt
Organism: Copidosoma floridanum
Lineage: Eukaryota; Metazoa; Arthropoda; Insecta; Hymenoptera; Encyrtidae
Source: RefSeq, a predicted model, not a curated record